AUGGACAACGACGACACACCCGAUCAGAUGGAUCAGCCUGCGACUCCAACGAGGACCAUCGCCGCGCCUGCACCGGACUGUAACCAUGAUCCUUCUCCUGAUCCACCGUCUACUCGUCCAAACCCUUUUGACGAUAGUGAUCUUUCGGCUCGCAAAAGGCGACGAACUUCAGGGUCGGCAUCACCCCCACCACCAAUAUUCACAUCAACAUCUACAUCUACAUCCCAGGCCACAACCACAUCCACAUCUGCAUCCACAUCCGCAACCGCAACUGCAUCUCUAUCAGCCUCCGCCUCCGCAUCAGCAUCCGCAUCUGCAUCUGGUCCAGCAUUCGCCGAUGCUAAGCCGACUGUCAAGGAUUUGACCACAAGCACAGGUACACCUGCGAGCACCAACAACAGCACCAGCACCAGCACCAGCACCAGCACCAACGUUGGUACCAACCCCAACACCAACAACACCGACCAUCAGGCCAACAAUGCUGUGUUGCCAGCUGCAGAACAAACUGAGCUCCUUCACACACCGAAAACCCCAACGGACAGUGCAAAGAGUAGCAGCCCAACGCCACUGUCUUCCAGCAAGGUCACCAUUAAUUUGAGAAAGGCUACUGAUCCUGAGCUUGAAUCUAAACAAACGGAAUCUUCGUCGCCCAUGGUUGACCAAGAUCCACACAUCGUCUCAGUCCCAGCCGUCACAAGUCAUGGCCAACAAGAUAUGGUGAUGGAGAAGACGUCGCGUACAGAGUCGGGCAAGGACACGCCCCAAAUGUCCGAUUCUGCAAGCCCUCCAGUCGAGCUCAUCGCCAUUUCUGACAAUGAAGAUGGGGAAAGCGAUGAUGAAAUGGCAUUUUCAGUCGACGACGGGGCAACCGGAAUUUUAAGUGGCGAGUCGCUUCCCCGGGACCCUACGCUGCAUUUCCCCUAUAUCCAAGACAAUGAGGACCCGUCGCAGCCUAUAAAUUAUGAGUGCUUUCCGACUAAUACUUGCAACUUGACAGAUUCGUCCGUGACCCCCGAAGCCUUGGUAUUGCUGCAGGCUUGGUUACAAGACUACCUGAGGUUUGCCAGCACUGCCGAGAAGUCCACCGUCGUAGACUCUCGGCAAGCAAACAAACGAUUCUGGGUACUGUUUCCUGAAGCAAUGUUACAAUUGCUGAUAAGAAGGUGUGUCUCGGCUUCGCACCCCUUUCCUCUCCUCCGCCUUUCUAUUUCUGAACCAGAGAUCCGCCUUCCUAUUUUCACUUUGCCAUCGCUCUUGGGCUUGAACACAACUCGCGACGGAAAUUUGCGCCAUGCCAUGAUUGGAAUGUACUCCAGCUUCGCCUGCUUAGCUGCCUGCAUGGUCUCCCUAGACCUGAUAGUCCUUCGAGAAUUCCAAUCCACUGGUGACGGGACUAAUUCUUCCCAGCCUGAGUUAUAUUCCGCCAAGUACCUCCAACAACUCCAUGACAUCAUUGUAACAUAUGCGUUACCCACAAAUGGCAACGAGGAAGGAAUGCCUGGCUCAGAAUGGGUUCACGACGAUGUCGGGUCAUUCUUCCUUGGCAAGCUACAAUCCAGUCAAGGUGGCAGCGUGGCCGCCUUGUCGCAACUAGUAGCCUCAGUAACAGCUUUGGCCUCAAAAUUUCCCAAACUGACAGAUAGUCUGGCAGCGAUCUCGAAAAUUCUUGGCAGCUGUAUGCGAGAGGCAGUGCAGAUACUCCCGGCUGGCGGAGACCAGGCAGUACAAGCAAGGAACAAACUUGAAAUGGGCAACACUGCAUGGGGCCAAAUGUCUGCUUGCUUGGAACUGGUGAUUGAGAAGCACGUUACUCAAUUAUCUGUUGAAACUGCCACGACUCUAAUACAAGCCUUGUCGGAUAUCUUGAAGUGGACAUUGCGCGGAGAACACAAAUCAGCGGUCGAUGCUGUUCAACUUUACAUGGAAAAGUACCCGGACCUGCCAUGUGGAAAAGUCUUUGAAGCAAUUGCAUGGCAAUGGAGGCUCAGUAUUCUGGGGAGAUUGAUUCGGUCAGGGCAAAUGCAGCUUCGUGUCAUGGCAAUUUCUAAGCUCUGCGCGGAUCUCGUCACUACUUGGAAAUGUGCCGUCGAGACAAUAGACGACGGCAGCAAUAGGUUUCUGAGAUACCUUGGAGAGUGCUUACUUGAAACCCGACUCGUCGAUUACAUAUUUGGCCCGAAUUGCCAUCCCGAGAUCAUUGUCGAAGGCUCUAACAUCUUGGGCUUCCUUGUGGUUACCAAGUUGUACAACCAAGAACACACCGAUCGUUUGUGGCAAGGUCUGACACUCUGCCAGGACCCCCGUGUCGCAGAAGCUCUUGUGCGUAUGAUAACAAGUAUUGCCAAUUUGUUUGACUACGAUGGUUUGCUGGAGUGGUGUCAAAAGUUUCGAAUCCUGCCGCUCGAAGCGUUCUCUCCGGCGAUGCGCACUCUCUGGGACAAUGUAAUGAAUGAGUUGAUAUUAAAGUGCCAGUCAGAGCGGCAAGCUCCGUCGUUUGAGCCAUACGAUCUCUGUCUGAGGUUGUUGAGAGAAGCAUCUGUUUGUUCAGCGGGGUCUCAAGUGGCCGAUCCUGAUUUGCAGCUGGCCGCGAUGCAAAAGUUGAGAGAGCUUGUGAACUGCGCACGCCCCGAUGAUCUGGACAUCCUCUACUUGAGCUGCCUCGACGACGUAGCCAAGAAGUCACCAACAGCGCUGGGAAGCUUGUGGUGUUUGUCCAUGGCUAUGCGGGGAAACAUGCCAAGCGAAGUCCAAAAUCUCACCGAGAACCACGAUCUUGCGAAACUCGUCGUUGAGGAACUUGCCCACGCAGUACUCACGGGGCAACAAGCGGGAGCAUUCGCUGUGAUAUCCGGCACACCCAACGCCCCCAGACGUGAGCUCAUAUCUAAUAUUAUCCAGUUUCAGCCGUCAGCAUUGAAUAACGACCUGGGUACAACACUUUUGGAUAUCAUUGUCGGCCCAAAAUCGCCCUGUGCUGAAGACAGAAAAGCUGGUUGGCUCAUCAUUACAAAUGUGAUGAGAAAAGCGACGAUGAAGAACACCUUUUUGCAGGCCUGUUUCUCCAAAUACUUGCCCAGUCUUGCAGCCUCCUCCUUCUCAGAUGGAAUGCUCGAGUUCGUUCGAGAACGUGUCCUGUAUUUGGCCGCGGACGAAGGUGACUUUGCCUUGGAUGACGACGAAUCGCUAUCGCAUAGUGGGAGUGAACAACUUUGGAGGAUCAUCCUGGAAGCGGAGGACUCUCUCCUGGUGUCGAGGGCCAUCUCCACACUCGCAGUCGACCUGUACUUGGAAAGUGGAAGCAUAAAUUCAUACUCGGUGUGCCGCUCGAAAAAGGUUCACAGGCUACUAGUCAAUCGUUGCCUGGCCCAAAUGAAACAAGCGGCCAAGAAGCUCAAUGGCUCUACUGAGUCGAUUGUCGGUGACGAUGACGAAUCAAUGGUGAUCGUCGAAACAACGGAGGAACUUCAACAGCAGGAGCGUGUUUUCAGGCGCUCCCUCCAGUUGAUGAGAUUCUUCCUCGAAAAGUACCAGGCACACGAUCGAUUUGCUAUUGCAGACUUCAGGCCAUUAAUAUCACCUACAGUGGGAGGAAUAGAAGGGGAACCAGCGUGCCUUCAGUAUCAAGCUUUUGACAACCAAUGCGGAUCUGACGUCAAGGCGUUAGAUAUUGGUCUGCAAAACACGGUUGGAUCCCUUUUGACUCGUCUGAAAAUUGAGACAGGAUUUGAUAAUUUUCACCUAUAUUAUCGGGGCAGACAACUUCUUCCAAAAAAGUGCCAAGCUACGAAGUCUCUCGAAGAGCUCAAUAUUAGAGAUGGUUUCAUUCUGGUGCAACGGGAAGAAGUCUGCGCACCACUCGCGGGAUAUUUAAAACCUGGCUCUUCGCCGAUGGAAAUCGAAAUUCUUGGGCACUUUCAAGAUCUAUGGGAGUAUCUGGGCAUGGAUGAGAAACUAGCAGAGGAGGUGAGUAAUCACGUCUAUGACUUUCUUGUGAAGCUUCCGGCGGAUGGUCAAUUCAUGCUACGAUUUGAUUCGGAACACAACGAUUAUUCUGAAGUAUUUCUCAAGGGACAGGCGUUCAAAGCACUCUAUGGUAUCCACGCCAUGAGUGACUAUUUGGAGGCGGCUGAGCGUUCUGCAUCCCCAACCAUUGAUAAUGGAGGCUCUACAGCAAACACUGCAACCUCUUACGAAAAAGCAAUCCGUAAAGGCCUUGGCUUAAUAGUGAGUGCAAUACGUGACCCUGAGAUGCUAGACGAAAUGCCGAUUACCCAACACAUGAGAAUCGCGGGUUCAUUCCUGCAAGUCUUCGUGAGUACGACGCCAUUGAAGCUGAGCGACGAAGCACUACCAGAACCCAGUCGCCUGGUUGACAUCUUGGCUAGGGCAGAAGGAGAUAUGAGUGACAUGAGCUUGAUACUUGUCGAAAACACAUGCACAGCGGUCUUGCGCGUGGGAUCCACCAACAAAAGUUUUUGGAAUGCAGCCGUAGAAUCUACGCCUUUCCUUGAUUUUUUGAAAAAUUUUCUCUUGAAAGAUCCCAGGAAGGCGGUAAGACAAACUAUUGUUGAGCUUCUUGAAGACAUUCCAGGGCCCGAGACUCAAAUUCUGACACCAGAGAGCGGCCAUUCCAACUCCGGAAGAGAGGAAGCCAAUCCAAUUCCGCUUUCAAUCUGCAUCGCUUUGAUCGAAGGGCUGCCACUUUGUUUGGAUUAUCCGUCUCAACCUGAAGAGUAUUUCAGAGCGGUGCUCUUCCUGGUUGAUCGAUUUUCCGCGACGAAUCCCCAAGCCGUGGACAUUGAACACCUGGCAGUGGUAGCCAGGGACCUCUUAAGCGUUGUGUCUCGGCUAUUUUGGCGGCAUCUCUUUCCACGAAAACGCCGCAGCGAUGGAUACUGUGUUCCUCGGGUGAUUCUUGACUCGGAUACGCGCAAAAAGCUUUACGAUGUCAUCUUCCUCUGUGUAAGAUACGAUUUGAAUUCUUUUGUCCACAUCCUCGAGACUUUAAAAGGCCUCGUGCCAUUUUACGUGGAUGAAUCUGGUGAGUAUUCGAAAAAUUCCGACAGGACUAUUGUUCGCACGACCCUGGCUGACCUACCCCCCUCCCUUCCCCUUUGCAUAGAUGAUCCUUAUUUAUAUGAUCUUCCCUAUCAAUUUGAUCGAUUCAGGGCAGUCCGAGCUCCUUGUGGCUAUGUUGGACUGAGAAAUCUCUCCAAUACCUGCUACCUAAACUCAUUACUCACGCAACUAUUCAUGAAUACCCAAUUUCGAAGCUUCAUCAUGUCGACCGAGGUACAAGAUGCCCAGGACUCACAACAACUACUCUUCUACACACAAAAGUUAUUUGGAUAUAUGCAGGAGAGCUACCAGCGGUUUGUGGACCCAUUUGAUGUUGUGACUUCAAUCAAAACAUAUGACGAUGCUCCCAUCGAUAUUCACAGUCAGAUGGAUGUUGAUGAGUUUUACAACUUGCUUUUUGACCGAUGGGAGGGGCAAAUGCCCAGGAAGGACGAGAAGAAGCAACUGCGUUCAUUUUUUGGAGGCCAGCUGGUGCAGCAGGUGAAGUCCAAGGAAUGCGAACAUAUUUCAGAGCGACUUGAGCCAUUCUCGGCCAUUCAAUGCGACAUUAAGGGCAAGGUCACACUCGAAGAAAGCCUCCAGGCCUACGUCGACGGAGAAGUGAUGGAAGGUGAAAACAAGUACAAAUGCUCGACGUGUGACCGACAUGUUGACGCUGUCAAGAGAGCCUGCUUGAAAGACGUGCCAGACAAUGUCAUCUUCCACCUCAAGCGCUUUGAUUUCAACCUCCGGACGCUCCAGAGAAGGAAAAUCAACGACUACUUCACAUUUCCACAGAAAUUGGACAUUGCGCCGUACACAGUUGAGUACCUCAAUGCUGAGGAUGGUGCGACUGGUAGCGACGCUUUCGAAUUGGUCGGAGUCCUUGUUCAUUCGGGAACAGCUGAAUCUGGACACUAUUACUCUUACGUGCGAGAGAGGGGAUCUGUUGAUCAACCACGUUGGGUGGAGUUCAACGACGAAUCUGUAAUGCCAUGGGACCCGUCCCAGAUGGAGAGUGCGACAUUUGGCGGUCAGGAUAUACAGUCGUCUAUGCAUGAGACAAACGGUAUCAUCUAUGACAAGACUUACAGCGCUUACAUGCUCUUCUAUCAGCGCGCUUCUUUGCUCAAUAAGGAUUCGAUGUCGAGCAAGCCGAUUACCGAGAGCCAUUUGCCAGCCGUGGACAUUCCGCCUCCACUGAUGGAGCACAUUCUUAACGAAAAUAAGAUCCUACUCCGACGGCAUUGUCUAUUUGACGCGAGCCACAUUCUAUUCGUGCAGCAGUGCUUUGUACACUCCAUAUACCUUGGAGAAGGCCAGGGAGCCAAGUUUCUGGCGUCAAAAUAUGAUCAUGACCAGUUAGCCCAAGACGAUGGCCAAGCACGGAGAUCCUCUGAUCCAGCCACUUCCUCUCACAAUGUGCAAAAUCUGGCUAUGGAAGUAGCUCUGUCUCACUUUGAUCAAGUUGUCACCAGAGCUAAGGACAUGAUGCUGGUCGAGUCUUUUUCUUCUAAGCUGAAGUCUGCGGUUGCAAAGUGCUACGACUGUGCUUUUGCAUUUUACGACUACUUCAACGUGCGCCACGCCGCUUUUCGUGCGAUCAUUCAGCGAAACCCAGAUCCAGAUAUCAGAAGUUUCGCAGGUAAAACGCUUAUCCUGGCAGCUGCAAAGAUUCGGAGCGGGCUUCCACGUCUUUAUCAUUGCCCAAUGCCGACAAAGUUGAUGUCCAACCAUGGCGGUGGCACGGAGAGUGAUGAGGACUGGGACGACUCUGAAUCCCCACCAUCUGUGUUACAGGGCAUUAUUCGCAUCCUCAACUACCUUUGGAAAUUCUUCUACAUGCAUAUAAGGUCCUGGGAUGAGUAUUUCGGCACAGUUCUCGCAUUUGCAAGGCUUGGGGACCCCGAGGUCGGCCAUCUCCUUGGAGACAACUACCUACUUAAGCUGCUCAACAUUGUCCGUGCGGAUCCAAUGACGGAAAUGCAACCCAACUAUCAACGCAUGGUUAACAACCUGCUGCGACGCUUCAAUUCCAAACCUGCAUCUUACACUGCCAUUUUGACACUGAUCGACCACCUGGUGGCGCAGUUGGAACCUGCUCUGAGUGCAGACGUAAUUGUAGACGAGCCGCAAGAUCGACUCAAUGGGCGAGGGCCGUUCCCUUGGACAUCAGAAGAGGUUCAAGCUGUGCUUUACCACCCUGACAGCCACUAUAGAAGUUUCUUCACGGAGAAGCUCCUAGAAAUUGAUCAGGUGCCAGAAGCGACCAACAGCAUUAUUGGUCGAUUGGUUGAAAGCGGAGAAGAGUUGGAUAUGAGGGUAUUUAACACUCUCCGAAAGAAAAUCCAGGGGGAAACAACACAAGCCAUGGAUUCCUCCAUCAGGGCCGCUGGCCGAUAUGUCGAACUGAGCGAAUCAUUGGAGAAGGCACAAGCCCUUAUCAAGCAAGUUUGCUCCCAAGCGUGCAACCUGCAGCAGAGUGAGGGACGUGUGUUUCUAGAUUUUGUGGAUUUGAUACUGCGUUCUCGUCGACCUAAUGAAGAGCUGGCUCGGGCCCGUCGAUUCUUCAUGAUGGAGGUGAUGCCCACGUGGGCACCGUUUCUACUAGUGUAUGGCGACGAAUACACGAGGAAUGCAGCAGAGCAGCUUAUCAAUGAUCGCCUAUUUCAACGUGGCGGAAUCAGCGCAGGAGAUGCCGGCAUGGAACAAGAGACUCUGGACGGUGUGAUCCGACAAAUGGGGAUCAAAUGUCUGAUAUAUCUUCGGGAGGUCCACGUCAAGAGGAGAAUGCAGCUCGAACGCAGUGCUGCGGGAAAUAUCUUGCGAAUCAUUGGCAGUUGCGUUCCGCUAUAUGAAGGAAGCGACGAAAUGAUUGACUAUGCGGACGAUGCGGCGGAGUUCAGAGCUAUUCAAGGAGGUGCGUGUUGCACUUGA
This is a messenger RNA of Pochonia chlamydosporia 170, 7995 nucleotides long. Its product is annotated as ubiquitin C-terminal hydrolase. The coding region runs from base 1 to 7995 and encodes 2664 amino acids. The transcript is spliced from 6 exons. Lineage: Eukaryota; Fungi; Ascomycota; Sordariomycetes; Hypocreales; Clavicipitaceae. Gene Ontology annotation, cellular component: nucleus; cytosol. Gene Ontology annotation, biological process: protein deubiquitination. The record is from RefSeq and is a predicted model, not a curated record. Gene Ontology annotation, molecular function: cysteine-type deubiquitinase activity; cysteine-type endopeptidase activity.